Nerophis lumbriciformis (worm pipefish) is the source of this 1443-nucleotide messenger RNA. The record is from RefSeq and is a predicted model, not a curated record. Lineage: Eukaryota; Metazoa; Chordata; Actinopteri; Syngnathiformes; Syngnathidae.
AUGUCCAAUUUGACCAAACCUCUUAUUUUAUUUCUGUGUCUACUUAUGACUGGAGAAUGUCGUAAGAACAGUCAACGGGAGCGGAGAUGGACGGGCACUGUGGAUUCCCAAAAGCAUGGCAUCUCCUUGGCAAAGAAGCCCCCAGAUGUGACCAAGUCUCGCAAAAUGAAGACAGAGCAUCUAAUCAAAGUGGAUGAUCAUGACUUCACCAUGAGGCCAGCCUUUGGAGGCCCUGCCAUCCCUGUGGGAGUGGAUGUUCAGGUGGAGAGCUUAGACAGCAUCUCUGAAGUUGAUAUGGACUUUACCAUGACAUUGUACCUGAGACAUUAUUGGAAAGAUGAGCGUCUGUCAUUCACCAGCAGUACCAACAAGAGCAUGACAUUUGAUGGCCGUCUGGUGAAAAAGAUCUGGGUUCCUGAUGUAUUUUUUGUCCACUCGAAGAGAUCUUUCAUCCAUGACACAACCACAGACAACAUCAUGCUGCGUGUCUUUCCUGAUGGUCACGUGCUUUACAGUCUCAGAGUCACUGUGACUGCAGCUUGUAAUAUGGACUUCAGUCGAUUUCCUCUGGAUUCUCAGACUUGUUCCCUGGAGUUGGAGAGCUAUGCAUAUACAGAUGAAGACUUGAUGCUUUAUUGGAAAAGUGGUGAUGAGUCCCUAAGUACUGAUGAUCGUAUAUCAUUAUCACAAUUCCUCAUUCAGAAGUUCCACACCACAUCUCGUUUGGCCUUCUACAGCAGCACAGGCUGGUACAAUCGCCUGUACAUCAACUUCACGCUGAGACGCCACAUCUUCUUCUUUCUGCUACAGACAUAUUUUCCUGCCACACUAAUGGUGAUGCUAUCAUGGGUGUCAUUUUGGAUUGACCGUCGGGCUGUGCCAGCCAGAGUUUCCCUUGGUAUUACCACUGUGCUAACCAUGUCCACCAUCAUCACUGGUGUGAAUGCAUCUAUGCCUCGAGUAUCUUACAUCAAGGCAGUGGAUAUUUACCUCUGGGUCAGCUUCGUCUUUGUCUUCUUAUCUGUGUUGGAAUAUGCUGCAGUCAAUUACCUGUCCACCGCCCAGGACCGUCGGGAACGUAAAAUGAGAGAGCGGGCACGAUCACAAUCACUGCCCUGCACAUGUGGUAUUUCCCAAACAAGAACCAUGGCAAUGUUAGACGGUACCUACAGCGAGGCCGACACCAACAGUCUCGCCGGCUACACCGAAGAGCCCAUGGUGCCCGAGGAGGAGCCAGAAGAAAUGCGUGACAUUUCAGAGAAAACUGAAAAUAUGGUGGUUCAUCUGUCAGUGAGCAGUGAGUCCACCACCACGAAGAAGAAGAAGAGCCUACGCGGCCUAAACAUUAUCCAAAACACACACGCCAUUGACAAAUACUCCCGUAUGAUUUUUCCUGGGUCAUAUAUUUUUUUCAACUUAAUUUAUUGGUGUGUCUACUGCUGA